GGCGCCUGUGCCGCGCCGGCCGCUGUCAGCUCCCUCAGCGUCCGGCCCAGACGCGGUGUAUGCUGAGCGGCUGCCACCGCCGGCUACUGCACGUCCUGGGCCUUCGCUUCCCGCUGCUGACCCGCCGGCCGCUUCUCGUCUGCCCUCCUCGCCUCAUGAAGCCGUUGGUCGUGUUCGUCCUCGGCGGUCCCGGCGCCGGCAAGGGGACCCAGUGCGCCCGCAUCGUCGAGAAAUAUGGCUAUACACACCUCUCUGCAGGAGAACUUCUUCGUGAUGAAAGGAAGAACCCAGAUUCACAGUACGGUGAACUCAUUGAAAAGUACAUUAAAGAAGGAAAGAUUGUGCCGGUUGAGAUAACCAUCAGUUUAUUAAAGAGGGAAAUGGAUCAGACGAUGGCUGCCAAUGCUCAGAAGAAUAAAUUCUUGAUUGAUGGGUUUCCAAGAAAUCAGGACAACCUUCAAGGUUGGAACAAGACCAUGGAUGGGAAGGCAGAUGUAUCUUUCGUUCUGUUUUUUGACUGCAAUAAUGAGAUCUGUAUUGAACGAUGCCUCGAGAGAGGAAAGAGUAGUGGUAGGAGUGAUGACAACAGAGAGAGCUUGGAAAAGAGAAUUCAGACCUAUCUUCAGUCAACAAAGCCAAUUAUUGACUUAUAUGAAGAAAUGGGGAAAGUCAAGAAAAUAGAUGCUUCUAAGUCUGUUGAUGAAGUUUUCAGUGAAGUUGUGAAGAUUUUUGACAAGGAAGGCUAAUUGAAAACCUAAAAGCAUCCUUGAAAUCAUGCUUGAAUAUUGCUUUGGUAGCUGCUGUCACAACCCCCUUUUAAGGCAAUUUUAAUCUUUCAUAAUUACAUCUCAAUGGCUUGGAAGUAUAUAUAGUAAGAUAAUUUUUUUAUGUUUUUUUUUUGGGGGGUCACAGGAAGAAACAGUGAAUUCAGGUUUAACUUCAUCUUAGUUAUGGUGCUCACAAAACAAAGAAGGAUAUCAACUAGUUCUUUGUUUUUACUGAAAAAGAAUAUCCCUUUUAUAGUUUGUGCCUUCUGUGAGCAAAUCUUUUUAGUAUGCAUGUAUAUCCCCUUAGUAACUACAAUAUGUUAGGAUUAGGGAUCCCCAUUUCUUCUUUUUCUUGCAGAUUUAAAAUUUCCGACCUUAAGUGAAUUUGUGGACCAAAUUUCAAAGAACUUUUAUGUAGUCAGUUCUUGCACAAUGUGUUUGGUAAACAAAUCCAUAAAAUGGAUUCCUAGCAGUGGUUUAGUAUUUGUCAAAUAACUGACCAUUUACUAUAGAAAGGUAAGAAAACUUAGACUUUGUUUUACUACAACAUGUUCUGAGUUGUAUGACAGGGCAGAUUCUUUGCUUCCAAGGUUUGAGUUGGAGGCACUGGGGGUUCAGAGCCUGACAGAAAUGUCAGCUUUAUUCUGACAUACUCUGAGGUGAGAGUAUGGGGCAAGGA
Tupaia belangeri chinensis (Chinese tree shrew) is the source of this 1446-nucleotide messenger RNA. It is a transcript of the gene CMPK1, whose product is annotated as cytidine/uridine monophosphate kinase 1. The coding region runs from base 60 to 746 and encodes 228 amino acids. Gene Ontology annotation, biological process: pyrimidine nucleotide biosynthetic process; 'de novo' pyrimidine nucleobase biosynthetic process. The record is from RefSeq and is a predicted model, not a curated record. Gene Ontology annotation, molecular function: ATP binding. Lineage: Eukaryota; Metazoa; Chordata; Mammalia; Scandentia; Tupaiidae. The transcript is spliced from 5 exons.